UUGUCUCUUACUUUAGAGCUGCCGGCCAAUCUCUGCUGAGGUACGGAAAGCGGUAGCCAAUCAACAAGUACUUCCUGUCGCGUUGCCUCCAAUCAGCGUCGUAGAGGGCGUAGCGAGCUUUCAGCGUUGCAGGAACCGGCUGCUGCUUUCGGUUUUGUGUCCGGCUGAGGCAGAGAAGCGUCGCAAACAUGUCGAUUAUGUCGUAUAACGGUGGGGCCAUCAUGGCCAUGAAAGGGAAAGACUGCGUGGCCAUUGCUGCAGACCGUCGCUUCGGGGUACAGGCGCAGAUGGUAACCACAGACUUUCAGAAGAUCUUCCCUAUGGGGGACCGCUUAUACAUUGGAUUGGCCGGCCUGGCUACAGAUGUUCAGACUGUGUCCCAGCGCCUCAAGUUCCGACUCAACCUCUAUGAGCUGAAGGAAGGACGUCAGAUUAAGCCCAAGACCUUCAUGAGUAUGGUGGCCAAUCUGCUUUAUGAGAGGAGGUUUGGCCCUUACUACAUAGAACCCGUAAUUGCUGGCUUGGACCCCAAAACAUUCCAGCCCUUCAUUUGUUCUCUGGAUCUGAUUGGCUGUCCCAUGGAGACGGAAGACUUUGUGGUGAGCGGAACGUGCUCCGAGCAGAUGUAUGGAAUGUGUGAAUCCUUGUGGGAACCAGACAUGGAGCCGGAGGACCUGUUUGAAACGAUCUCUCAGGCGAUGCUGAACGCUGUGGAUAGAGACGCGGUGUCAGGAAUGGGAGUGGUCGUGCAUGUGAUAGAAAAAGAUAAAGUCACAACAAGGACCCUGAAGGCUCGUAUGGAUUAACUCUCUACUUGCCCCCCUGGAUUCUGCCUCUGUUCAAUGUCGUUUGCUUUUCUUUUUUGUUUUUUAAUUAAACAGCUAAAUAUCUUCAAA
Xenopus laevis (African clawed frog) is the source of this 896-nucleotide messenger RNA. It is a transcript of the gene psmb3.L, whose product is annotated as proteasome subunit beta 3 L homeolog. Gene Ontology annotation, biological process: proteasome-mediated ubiquitin-dependent protein catabolic process; protein catabolic process. The transcript has 6 exons. Gene Ontology annotation, cellular component: proteasome core complex, beta-subunit complex; cytoplasm; nucleus. Bases 189 to 806 code for a protein of 205 amino acids. NCBI's taxonomy places the organism in Eukaryota, Metazoa, Chordata, Amphibia, Anura, Pipidae. The record is from RefSeq and is a predicted model, not a curated record.